UUAACUUGAACAAAAUUAAAAAUCUUAAACUCACUAAUCCCCAAUCCACGUAUCUAACGCUUUUCUGUUAAUACAAGAAACGCUCCGCCCACAGUUUCUCAUUUUCAUUUUUUUCCCUCUCGUCGCCUGAAUUCAUCAUAUAUAGUUGGCUUCGUCGGAGAAACUUAGGAACAAAAGCUUCCUAUACACGGUGUCGUUUCUCCUGUUCCUCCGUUGAUAGCCAACUUCAUUUCAUUAUAUAUAUAUGAGAUUUGUAUGAUUUUGUCUCUUUGUUUGAUGGCGGAAGAUGAUCCCAAACGUUCUCCAACCGCAAUGUAUCUCUACGGAGAGCUUGAUUUGAAAAUCAUCGCAGCUCGGCGGUUACCAAACAUGGAUUUAUUAACAGAACGUGUUCGCCGCUGUUUAAACGCAUUCGACGAUUGCCGGCAACCUUGUAUUAAAGAAGUAAAACGCGAACACCAACACACAAUCAUCACGAGUGACCCUUACGUCACCGUUUGCAUAGCCGGAGCUACAGUCGCACGCACGCGCGUGCUUUCCAACUCUCAGAAUCCUACAUGGAACGAGCAUUUCAAGAUUCCCGUCGCUCACCCUGCCGCUCACGUGGAGUUUCACGUUAAAGAUAACGACAUGUUUGGGGCCGAAAAAAUAGGAAUAGCAACCGUACCGGUCGAGAAAAUUGUCUCCGGUGAAACGAUAAGCGAAUGGCUCCCGAUAACCGGUCCUAACGGAAAACCGCCGAAACCGGAUUGUGCAGUCCUUAUAGAAAUGAAGUUCAUGCAAUGCGAAGAAAAUCCUUUGUAUCAAUACGGAAUCGCCGCGUGCCCUAACGACUUCGGUAUUCAAAACUGUUAUUUCCCCGUCCGUCACGGGAACUCCGUUACGCUGUAUCAGGACGCGCACGUGCCUGAUAAUUUGUUGCCGGAGAUUAAAUUGGAAAACGACGCCGUGUACAAGCAUGGGCAAUGCUGGGAGGAUAUAUGUCACGCAAUACUAGAAGCGCAUCAUUUGGUGUACGUGGUUGGCUGGUCAAUAUAUCACAAGGUCAAAUUAGUCAGAGAGCCGACAAAGACGUUACCGAGCGGUGGGAAUUUAAAUUUGGGGGAUUUGUUGAAGUACAAAUCGCAAGAAGGUGUUAGAGUUUUAUUGCUGGUUUGGGAUGAUAAGACUUCGCACAGCAAGUUUUUCAUCAAUACGACUGGACUGAUGCAAACGCAUGAUGAAGAAACGCGCAAGUUUUUCAAGCAUUCAUCAGUGAAUUGUGUGUUAUCUCCACGUUAUGCCAGCAGUAAGCUUAGCAUUUUCAAGCAACAGGUUGUGGGGACGCUCUUUACGCAUCAUCAGAAAUGCGUGAUUGUGGAUUCACAAGCAUCUGGAAACAACAGGAAGAUAACUGCUUUUAUGGGAGGUUUAGAUCUUUGUGAUGGUCGUUAUGACACUCCUGAACAUCGGCUAUUUAAGGAUCUUGACACUGUAUUCCAGGAGGAUUAUCAUAAUCCAACAAUACCUACAGGAACCAAGGGUCCAAGGCAACCAUGGCAUGAUUGGCAUUGCAAAAUUGAAGGACCAGCUGCGUAUGAUAUCCUGUCAAACUUUGAGCAGCGUUGGAAAAAAGCCUCAAAAUGGAAAGAGUUUGGACGGCGUUUUAAAAGGGUUACUCACUGGCAUGAUGACUCCUUGAUAAAGUUAGAACGGAUCUCUUGGAUACUCAGUCCUGGGCCAUCAAUUCCUCAUGAUGAUCCUAAAUUAUGGAUGUCUAAAGAAGAUGACCCUGAAAACUGGCAUGUUCAGGUUUUCCGGUCUAUUGAUUCAGGGUCCCUGAAGGGGUUCCCAAAAUCUGUUUAUCAGGCUGAGGCGCAGAACCUUGUUUGUGCUAAAAAUCUAGUUAUUGACAAGAGCAUUCAAACAGCAUACAUUCAGGCAAUCAGAUCUGCCCAGCACUUCAUUUAUAUAGAGAAUCAAUAUUUCAUUGGAUCAUCAUAUGCGUGGCCAUCUUACAAAGAAGCAGGGGCUGAUAAUCUAAUUCCUAUGGAGUUGGCAUUGAAGAUUUGCAGUAAGAUCAGAGCAAGGGAGAGAUUUGCAGUUUAUGUUGUCAUACCAAUGUGGCCUGAGGGUGCUCCCUCUUCUACCUCUGUACAAGAAAUUCUCUUCUGGCAGGGACAGACUAUGCAAAUGAUGUAUGAUGUCAUAGCAAAGGAAUUGAAAUGCAUGAAUCUUGAGGAUUUGCAUCCGCAGGACUACCUAAAUUUUUACUGUCUUGGUAAAAGGGAAGGACUUCCUAAAGAAAUGUUGGAUUCAAGUGAUAAACCGUCCAAUUCUGCCGAAGAGGUUUCAUCCUCUCAAAAGUAUCAACGAUUUAUGAUUUAUGUACAUGCCAAAGGAAUGAUCUUAGAUGACGAAUAUAUAAUAUUGGGCUCUGCCAACAUUAAUCAGAGGUCAAUGGCUGGUUCAAGAGAUACUGAGAUAGCAAUGGGUUCAUAUCAACCCAAUCACACUUGGGGCAAUAAAAAGAGACAUCCACGAGGCCAGGUAUAUGGAUACAGAAUGUCACUGUGGGCAGAACACUUGGGACUGGUCGAUAGCUUGUUCGAUGAGCCUGAACAUUUGGAUUGCGUGAAGACUGUGAAUAAGAUUGCUGAAGAUAACUGGAGAAGAUUUACAGAGGAAGAAUUUACCCCAUUACAGGGUUUUCUUCUUAAAUACCCAUUGGAGGUAGAUAAAAAUGGCAAAGUAAGCCCCUUGCCUGGUCAAGAAAAUUUCCCAGAUGUUGGCGGAAAGGUGAUCGGUUCACGCUCAACAUUUCCUGAUUCGUUGACUACAUAGCAAAUCCAGGUUUUUGUCACUAACUCUAUUUUGUUUCACUUCAAUCGUUGAGUGAUAGCUAAUAGCUUGUAGUUAUAAUAUUGGUGUAUAGCUUUUAGGAGAAGCUGGAAACUUAUUUAUUUGGGUUAGCUUCCAAUUUAUGGCAAAGUUGUAUAAGUGUUUCAUUCCUAAGAAUUCAUAAUUGAUGAAGAAUUCUACA
Molecule: messenger RNA, 3022 nt
Organism: Mercurialis annua (annual mercury)
Lineage: Eukaryota; Viridiplantae; Streptophyta; Magnoliopsida; Malpighiales; Euphorbiaceae
Product: phospholipase D delta-like
Exons: 10
Coding region: 256-2823 (855 amino acids)
Biological process (GO): phospholipid catabolic process; phosphatidylcholine metabolic process
Cellular component (GO): plasma membrane
Molecular function (GO): calcium ion binding; D-type glycerophospholipase activity
Source: RefSeq, a predicted model, not a curated record